Messenger RNA from Nylanderia fulva, 1231 nucleotides. The record is from RefSeq and is a predicted model, not a curated record. Lineage: Eukaryota; Metazoa; Arthropoda; Insecta; Hymenoptera; Formicidae.
GCACUCAGUAUCUUCAAUAUUAUACACCUUUGUACUACCUUUUUAUCCAUCAUAAGUUUAAAUGAAAUUUUUUUAAUGGAUCGUUUUUUCAAAAAUGCCAAAAGAUAUUGCCUCAUUAUCUAAACGUAGAAAAAACCAAUUACUCAAUGCACAAAUUGCACAGUACUUGACAGAUCAUAAUCAGCCAUCUACUUCUCAUAUAACACCUUUAUCUCAUAGUUGCCAUAUCGAUCAUGUCAGUCUACUCAAUUAUUCAAUUGCCAAUAAGAUACACAACGACCAGUUAUCAGCUUCUUCCAUGGAUUUUGAUAUUCCUCUAACUCAAAGCAAUGUCUUUAUUCACACGGGUGAUGUUGUUGAUAUUGGGACAACACAUAUAGCGGAAUAUUUGUCAAAUGACUCCAGUAAUGAAUCCUUCGUUGAAACUAAUUGUGACAUUCCAAGUACUAUCAAUAUAAGUUUAUCAGAUAAAUUGCGCUGUUGGACUGUACAAAAUAACGUGUCACACAGAAGCGUGAAUGCAUUAUUAAAAAUUCUUUCUUUGCAUGGUCAUUCUGAUUUACCAAUAGAUGUUCGAACUCUUAUGAAAACACCUCGAAAUACGUCGUAUAAAAUUCAACCAAUGAAUGAUGGCUAUUACGUGCAUUUCGGAGUAACAGAUGGACUGAAACGUUCGAUUGCAAAGUACUUUCAAGUUAUCCCCUAUAAGAUAGAAAUAAAUAUAAAUUGUGACGGUUUACCUUUGUUCAAAAGUUCGCGAGCUCAAUUUUGGCCAAUUUUAAUAUCAAUCGAAACUGAUUUCUACACUCAGCCUAUCGUUGUUGGCAUAUAUUAUGGUAACAAGAAACCUGCUGAUGCUAAUAUUUAUCUGAAAGAAUUUAUCAUUGACAUGACUGAAAUUCUUAGAAACGGCCUUGAUGUUGAUGAUCAUAAGUGUUGUGUAAGUGUCAAGGCACUUGUUUGCGAUGCACCUGCAAAGUCGUUUCUUACUUAUACGAAAGGUCACAAUGGAUACUUUGGAUGUUCUAAAUGUAUUCAAGAAGGAGAUGCAUUGGGCCAUCGCAUUACUUUCCCUGAAAUAAAUAGCGAAUUAAGAACUGAUUAUUCUUUUCAACAUCAACAACAGCCUGAACAUCAUGAGUUACCAAACGUCUUCUUCAAUUCUGGGUUAAAGGUCCUAAAAAUGUUCGACUUACGAACGAACAACUGCAGGCUGCGUCAGAAAAUAUAG